GACGAGUGUCUGUUGUGCUGUGCUGGAAUAUGGCUGAGUAGGCACAGAGGGGUUUAGUUGGGAGGAGAGGGACGGUUUCGAGUCUGGACGGGAAUGAUCCCCACUAAAGCACAAGAGGAAACCGAGAAGAAACGCCAUUUAUCGGGGAGAUGUCAACGCAUGUGUUUUUGGGUUUUGUCUUUUGACUGGGAGUCCUGGACAGGAUUUUCAAUUUUCGAGGGCGACUGACAAAAACCAGCUCAUCCACGCUGUCAGAUUGGAAGCAACCUUUUCAGUUCUCUUGCAAGUCAGAACUGUUCUGGUUCGGAGGCACACCGGAUUAUGUCAGUCAAGCUGUCCCUUUGUUCUAUAGUCUGGUUGAACCAGGGCUUUAAACUGAGGGGAGUGCUUUUGAUCAUGGACCUUGGGCACCACUGAACAGCUGAGGACAGCACCAGCAGCAUGAUGCUUACUUUAGGUUGAUUUUGUCAGGACUAUAAACACUUGUAUUUACAGACACAUCAGAAUGGCUGAAGCUUUUCAGUACCGUGCGCUCUAUGAGUACAACAAGGACCGUGAAGAAGACAUCGAUCUAAUGCCGGGAGACAUUCUGACCGUUAAGCAGGCGUCCCUGCGUGCUCUAGGCUGCACAGAGGGGGACGAGCAGCAUCCAGGGCACAUUGGAUGGAUUGUGGGACUCAACGAGCGCACCAAACAGAAAGGAGAUUUCCCAGGGACCUACGUGGAGUAUCUGGCUCCAGUCGUGGCUCCGGCCCCCAACAAACCACGGCUGCAAAGACCCCUCCCCGCAGCCCCAGGGACUGGCCCUCUGCACCCAGACUCCACCUCCGAGUUGCAAGGUAGGAUUGCUGGCCCCCUGCACCCAAACUGGAUCUCAGCGUUGCAAGUCUCCUCUCUACUUGACCUGACAGAGCAGUUUGCUCCCCCAGAUAAUGCCCCCCCCAUUCUAGUCAAACUGAUCGAAGCCAUUGAGAAGAAAGGUUUGGACAGUGAGACUCUGUACAGGACACCUGGCUCCCUCGCUGGCUCUGAAAACACACAGUCCCUGAGAACCGACCUGACUGUGCUGGACCUGGAGCAGUGUGAUGUCCUCGCUGUGUCGGAGGCUCUGAGAUCUUACCUGCAGGACCUGCCCUCCCCAGUGAUUCCCAGCUCUGUCUACACUGAGUUGCAGAGCGCUCUGCAAAGCAACGUAGAAGCGUCUCCCAAGGAAAGCUACACACGGCUGCUGAGCAUUCUCGAGUCUCCUCCGGUCCCUCUCCAGAACUCCCUCACACUCCAAUACCUGCUGCGGCACUUCUCAAAACUGGGACAGCGCUGGGAGCAGAGUCCACGAUCGUUGGGAGAGCUUUUCGGACCCCUGCUCGUCAGGCUUCCAAACGCAGGCUGCGAUGUGAGUCUGGAUCUUCCUGUGCUCAUCCUGGAGAAGCUGCUUUUGAACAGGACCCUGGAGCCCGAACAAGUGCCUCCAGCUCUUCCUCCGAAACCACCCAAGCCCAAGGCUGCCCCAAAUAGCCUGGCCAAUGGAAACAGCAUGUCUCUGAGCGAUGCUGAGUGGUACUGGGGAGAGAUCUCAAGAGAGGAGGUGAACGAAAAGAUGAGGGACACACUGGAUGGGACGUUCCUGGUGCGAGACGCGUCCAGUAAAAUUCAGGGAGAGUACACUCUGACCCUCAGGAAAGGAGGCAACAACAAGCUGAUAAAGAUUUUCCAUCGGGACAACAAGUACGGUUUCUCGGAGCCCCUGAGCUUCCUGUCUGUGGUGGAGUUAAUCAAUCACUACCGGCACGAGUCCCUGGCACAGUACAACGCUAAACUGGACACCCGACUGCUGUGCCCUGUCUCCAAGUACCAGCAGGAUCAGGUGGUGAAAGAGGACAGCAUUGAAGCCGUGGGAGAGCAGCUCAAAGUGUACCACCAGCAGUACCAGGAGAAGAGCAAGGAGUACGACAUUCUGUAUGAGGAGUACACCCGUACUUCCCAGGAGCUGCAGAUGAAAAGAACAGCGAUCGAAGCAUUCAAUGAAACCAUCAAGAUCUUCGAAGAGCAGUGUCAGACCCAGGAGAGGUACAGCAAGGAGUACAUUGAGAAGUUCAGACGUGAGGGCAACGAUAAGGAGAUCCAGAGGAUCCUGAGUAACUCGGAGAAGCUGAAGUCUCGUGUCACUGAGAUCCACGACAGCAAGAUGAAGCUGGAGCUGGAUCUGAAGAAACAGGCAGCCGAAAACCGUGAGAUCGAUAAGAGAAUGAACAGCCUGAAACCAGACCUGAUGCAGCUGCGCAAAAUCAGAGACCAGUACCUAGUCUGGCUGACUCAGAAAGGCACCAGGCAGAGGAAGAUCAAUGAAUGGUUGGGGAUCAAGAAUGAAGCUGAGGACCUCUAUUCCAUGAUGGAUGAAGAGGAGGACCUGCCACACCAUGCUGAGCACACCUGGUACGUGGGGAAGAUGAACCGCGUCCACGCGGAGGAGCUGCUGAGUGGCAAGCGGGAUGGGACCUUCCUCAUCCGCGAGAGCAGUCAGAAGGGCUCCUAUGCUUGUUCUGUCGUUGUGGAUGGAGAUAUCAAACACUGCAUGAUCAACAAGACAAUCACUGGCUAUGGAUUUGCAGAGCCCUACAACCUGUACUCCUCCUUGAAAGAGCUGGUCCUGCAUUACAAGCACACUUCUCUGGUCCAGCACAACGAUUCUCUGAAUGUAACGCUCGCCUGCCCCGUCCUGUCACAGCAGGCCAGAUGAGGACCCGACUCCAGCAAUUAUAGCAGACAGGGUGCUUUACAAAUAUCCUUUCCAGCCCCCAAGAAAGCAGGAGUGAUGUACCGGAAAUAAACAUCACAAUGAAGCAACACUGGCGCUUUUAUUAAAUGUUUUUAUUGUCACUGCACACCCCGUAACAGAUUUUUAGAAAUUCAAGAACAGCAGUCUGUACCGUUUAAAAUGAGGGGCUGGUUGCACCAAAUGUGCCCGUUAGAAGAUUCAGAAUUGGAGACUCAAAACGAGCAACGAGCGUGGCGUAGCAGUGUAUCUGCCGAUCGGUGAUGGAAAGGGAGAAAUGUGUAGGGUUGAAAGCCCAUAGUAGAUAUUACCUGCUUUCUUCCUCCAGUAUUUUCAAAGCUGCUUGGGAAUUUUAGAAAUGAGCGUUUUCUCAUAAACCAGUUCCUGAUGCAGAAGCUUCAUUUUGAGAUCUUCACAUUAACAAGAUUUGCGGAUAUUUGACACCUGAUGGCGGCAAAGCCUUUUUUUUUGUUUUGCAAAAAUCUGUUAAUUUUAAGACAAUACUAUAUACCUGUGUGUGUGUGUGUGUGUGUGUGUAUAAUACGCUGUUGUAACCCAGGAGAAUGGAUUGGACUCCCCAGUCCUUUAGGAAUUCUGCAGACUUUGCCGCUCUCCAUGGCAGUACAAAGCGUGGGUGGACGUCAGUUAGGCAAAUAAUCUUUGGAUUAAAAUUCACUGCUUACGUGAUUUAGAUGCCGUUUGUUUUCCAUUGGCUGCUGAAUCACAUCUUGAAAGAGAUUUCGUGGGUAUAUGUGCAACACGGAUUUUAAAAGAAAAAACUUUAAUGAACAAGGAGUAAUUAAUAAGAUAAAUAUGCAAAACAAAUGACUAGGUUUAAAACUUGAACAUUUAUAGAUGUACCCUGUGAAACAAACUUAUAUAAACUUAUAUAUAUAAAACACAGACACAUUAGGGAUGGGACGAAUGCAGCAGUUGUGAAUAAUUUUCUUUUAAGGUCUUACUGAACCAACACAUUUCAACUGAAAGCCAGUUAAACUUUUAAAUCACACAGUUAGGUUGUGCUAUGUGUGUGUAA
Polyodon spathula (Mississippi paddlefish) is the source of this 3809-nucleotide messenger RNA. RefSeq names its product phosphatidylinositol 3-kinase regulatory subunit gamma-like. Lineage: Eukaryota; Metazoa; Chordata; Actinopteri; Acipenseriformes; Polyodontidae. Gene Ontology annotation, molecular function: protein binding; 1-phosphatidylinositol-3-kinase regulator activity. The transcript is spliced from 16 exons. Gene Ontology annotation, biological process: phosphatidylinositol phosphate biosynthetic process; insulin receptor signaling pathway. Gene Ontology annotation, cellular component: phosphatidylinositol 3-kinase complex. Bases 506 to 2737 code for a protein of 743 amino acids. The record is from RefSeq and is a predicted model, not a curated record.